Molecule: messenger RNA, 2052 nt
Organism: Closterium sp. Naga37s-1
Lineage: Eukaryota; Viridiplantae; Streptophyta; Zygnematophyceae; Desmidiales; Closteriaceae
Source: the annotation of a GenBank genome assembly
AUGCUACCCCUCUCGUCCCCCAAUGCUACCCCUCUCUUCCCCCAAUGCUACCCCUCUCGUCCCCCAAUGCUACCCCUCUCGUCCCCCAAUGCUACCCCUCUCGUCCCCCAAUGCUACCCCACUCGUCCCCCAAUGCUACCCCUCUCGGCCCCCAAUGCUACCCCUCUCGUCCCCCAAUGCUACCCCUCUCGUCCCCCAAUGCUACCCCUCUCGGCCCCCAAUGCUACCCCUCUCGUCCCCCAAUGCUACCCCUCUCUUCUCCCAAUGCUACCCCUCUCGUCCCCCAAUGCUACCCCUCUCGUCCCCCAAUGCUACCCCUCUCGUCCCCCAAUGCUACCCCUCUCGUCCCCCAAUGCUACCCCUCUCUUCCCCCAAUGCUACCCCUCUCUUCCCCCAAUGCUACCCCUCUCGUCCCCCAAUGCUACCCCUCUCUUCCCCCCCUGCUACCCCUCUCUUCCCCCCCUGCUACCCCUCUCUUCCCCCCCUGCUACCCCUCUCUUCCCCCCCUGCUACCCCUCUCUUCCCCCCCUGCUUCCGCUCCUUUUCUCCCCUCUUGCUUGUCCUCUCCUCUCGCAUCUUGUCUCCCCCUCUCUCAUCCCUCCCCAUCCUCUUGCAUCCCGCCCCCCCCUCUCUCAUCCCUCCCCAUCCUCUCGCAUCCCAUCUCCCCCUCGCUCAUCCCUUCCCCUCUCGCGACAGUACUUCGCGCGCGCCCAUGCCUUCGCGCCUCAACCUCGCCAAGGAUGGGCGCCCGCGGGUCUGCAGACGGCCUUCCCAGACUCACGGGCGCCUGCAGCAGUCGCAUCGCCGGGGGGCGGGGGUAGGGCGCGGGCCAGUGGGGCGGAAGGAUUCCAUCACUUCCUCUUGCUCUGUCCUCCCUUCCCUCCCAUCUCUCCCCCCCCUUCCCAUCCAGACUCCCCACUACGCAUUGUGCAGGGUGAAGCUAUUCACCUCCCUCAGCCGCCACCCGCUCUGCUGGCCCGCCCAUCGCUACUCCUCCCUCUGGCGACCCCCCAUCUGCCAUCCGUCACCACCCACUCCCCUCCCUCUGCCCCCCAUCCAUCAGCCGGUUCUCCCAGCCUUGCCGCUCCCUCAUCUGCACCACUAUCUGCCACACCUCCCUCUGCCGUCCGAACCCCUCUUACUCCACCCUCUGCUCCCCCACGUCGCAUUCGCCGCAGUCGCUCCCUCCAAAGCGACUCCACAAACGAGCGAGAUGUCCUGCUUCCCCCUUCUCCCCCUUUUUCGUCCCCCUUUCAUCCCCCCUCCACACGUUCUCUGUAUCACGUUUUCGUUCCGCCUUCUCCCCCUAUUUCGUUCCCCUUUCAUCCCCCUCCACACGUUCUCUGUCUCACGCCCUGCCUCCCCCUUCUCCCUCUCUUUCUUUCCCCCUACGUCCCCCUCCACGCGUUCUCUGUCUCACGCCCUGCUUCCCCCUUCUCCCCCUGUUUCCUUCCCCUUUCAUCCCCCUCCACACGUUCUCUGUCUCACGCCCUGCCUCCCCCUUCUCCCUCUCUUUCUUUCCCCCCUACGUCCCCCUCCACGCGUUCUCUGUCUCACGCCCUGCUUCCCCCUUCUCCCCCUGUUUCCUUCCCCUUUCAUCCCCCUCCACGCGUUCUCUGUCUCACGCCCUGCUUCCCCCUUCUCCCCCUGUUUCCUUCCCCUUUCAUCCCCCUCCACGCGUUCUCUGUCUCACGCCCUGCCUCCCCCUUCUCCCUCUCUUUCUUUCCCCCUACGUCCCCCUCCACGCGUUCUCUGUCUCACGCCCUGCUUCCCCCUUCUCCCUCUCUUUCUUCCCCCCUACGUCCCCCUCCACGCGUUCUCUGUCUCACGCCCUGCCUCCCCCUUCUCCCUCUCUUUCUUUCCCCCUACAUUCCCCACUAUGCGUUCUCUGUAUCACGCCCUGCUUCCCCCUUCUCCCUCUCUUUCUUUCCCCCUACAUUCCCCACCAUGCGUUCUCUGCCUUACACACUGCUUCCGACUUUUCUUGCACUCCCCGCUUUCGGCAUUGCCACCCGUGCGGUUCCGCUCGAAGCGCGCUCGAAGGCGGAGUAG